AUGCGCCAUUUCUUCGUCCUCGUAAUCGCCGGGCUCGCCAACGGGAUCGAGCCCUCAUCGCGGGUCUCUCUCGCCGGCUCCGCAUCCGGUUCGGACGUGGUUCAGCAAGUCAACACCAGCGGCAGAGUCAGCAGUGGAGGCGGCGGCGGCGGCAGCGGCCGGCAGGCGGCCCGGCGGUCGCUUGAGGGCGCCAGCACGAGCGGCACGAUCAUUGGGUGCACCAACCCGGUCCAGGUGCAGGGCGGGUGCGCCGCCUCGCUCGGCCUCCUCAAGGGCGACGGCCAGGAGGCCGGCUACCUGCUCAUCACGCCGCACACCUCCACCGACGUCUGGCUGGCCGACGCCUCCAGCGGCGACAUCGUGCACAGCUGGAGCACGCCGUACGGCACCGGCCACGCCGUCUACCUCGCGCCCGGCGGCGACAUCGUGCGCCUCGAGAACAACUACUCUGCUGCCUACGACAUCGGCAUCGCCGGCGGCGCGUCGCAUAUCUCUGCGUACGACGCGGCGGGCGAGCUCCUCUUCACCACGGGCGUCAACCAGGCGACGCACCGCCUCCACCACCAGUUCGAGCUCUCGACCUUCGACGCGCGCGCCAAGACGGGCACCCUCUUCGCCCUCGCUGCGUACAAGCUCAGCUGCGAGGAGGCCAGAGGGCUCGGCCGCACCAGUUGCGAGGAGGAGGACGGCCUGUACGUCGAGGCGGUGCUCGAGAUCGACACGGAGGGCGACGUGGUGUGGGAGUGGUACAUGAGCAACCACGUGUGCGACGGCUGCGACAACCUGACCAAGGUGCCGAUCAACUCGGGCUCGGGGAAGCAGCAGGCCGACUGGGUGCACGCCAACUCGCUCGUGUACGACGCGGAGAAGGACGUGCUGCUCAUGGGCGGCGCCUACACCAACGAGGUGUACGUCAUCAAUCACACCUCGCCGAGCGAGACGCCGCUGAUGGGCGACGGCGCGCCGGCCUCGCUCCUCUACCGCUUCGGCGCGGGCCGCUUCGGCGAGCAGCACGACGUGCGCGUGCUGCCGUGCGAGGACGGCCUCUGCUUCACGGUCUUCAACAACGGGCGGUACGAGAAGAAUGGCUGUACGUUCGACGGGAACGGAGUGCAGUCGACGGAGUGCAGCAGCGAGGUGCUGCUCACGACGCUGCCCCUCGCGGUCCUCGACCCCAGCCAGGCGACGCCCCCCGCGACCGAGGUGGUGGUGCAGACGCUCUUCAACGCGAGCACGCUGCCGGACGGCCUGCUGGGCGACGGCUCCGGCAAGUUCCUGCGGCUCACCGACGGCAGCGACGUGCGGGAGCUGGACCCCUUCUUCAGCCUCAUCCUGGCGAGCGCGCAGCUGGUCGGGGAGCCCUUCACGAAUGGGUCGUACCUCUCGGUGAUGGUUGGCACGACCGGGACUCUGUUCGAGGCGUAUUGGAACGCGUCUGGCCUCGGCGCCUACUCGGACGUGCGCCUCGUGUGGCAGGUGCCGGGGGAGAACCCGCUCGGCUCGGGCAAGCCGGGCCCGGGCAAGGCGCCGAGCGUCCUCAACUGCACGCUCCCCGGCCUCCAAUUCCUGUCGGGCACGCCGAACGCGGGCUGGACGACGAGGGCGUUCAACGCGCAGCGGUACUCGCCCGACAUCGUCGGCUGCCAGCCGCCUGUGUCGCCGCCGCCGUCGCGGCCCCCCUCCGCGUCGCCCUCGCCGACUCCGCCGUCGUCGCCCUCGCCGCCUUCUCCGCCGCCUGCCCCACCCGCUGCCCCACCCGCUGAACCCCCGCAAUCACCGCCAGCCUCCGCCUCGCCCUCGCCACCACCGCCCUCUGCCUCGCCCUUGCCACCGCCGCCGCCAUCCGCCCCCUCGUCUCCGCCGGCGCCGCCGUCGCCGCGGCCGCCGCCCCACCUGGUCUUUGUGCUGACGGACGACGUCGGCUUCAACGACUUUCACGACAGCUCCGACAUUGGGGAGGCCUGGAACAACACGAGGGCGCUGCUCUCCGAGGCGAUCCAGAUCAACAGCACCUACACGGAGACCAUCUCGAUUCCUUCGCGCCGCUCCUUCCUCACGGGCCGCCAGGCGCGGCUGGUGACCCCCGGGAGGGAGGGGCAGGACUGGUCGAAGAACGAGACGACGAUCGCGCACAAGCUGUUGGCGCAGGGGUACGUGACAUACGCGAUCGGCAAGUGGUUCGCUGGCUACACGAGCUGGACGAUCGCGCCAACCGGCCGCGGUUUUGCGCGCUUCUUCGGGCAGUACGAGAACAUUUACAGCUACAAUUCGCCGUGCACCAAACCCGCCAAGAACGACGACAAGCCGCGCUGGGACACCUUCUACUCGGAGGCGAUGCCGUUUGAGACGCGCGACGCGAGCUUCGAGGCGCCGUUCUUGCGGUACGGGCUAGAGGCGAUCGGGCCCGACGGCAACGGGCGGUACAAGACGGAGCUCUACGACGACAAGGCGACCGCGUUCAUCGAGCAGCACAAGCUGUACCACCCCGACAAGCCACUCUUCCUCUAUUAUGCACCCGUCCCGAUUCGUGGCGCGGGCGGCGACAAGAGCGACCACCCGGACGAGUACAUGGACGCGCCGGCCUGCGCAGGGCUGGACAAUGAGCGGCGCCGGAAAGCCUGCGCGGCCGCCGUCGCCCUCGACGAGUCGGUUGGCCACGUCGCAUCGGCGCUCAACACCGGCGCGUACGCGAACGACGACCACGUCGUGGCGAUGACCGCCGACAACGGCGCCGGCACGUGGAGGGUCUCGUCCGGCGGCAGCAACGCCCCCCUGCGCGGGAACAAGUACGAGGUCUUUGAGGGCGGCGUGCGCCUCAAGGCGCUCGUCUGGGGCCGGCAUCCAGGCCUGGCAAGCAGCCCGCUGCUGGGGCAGACGUAUACGGGCGGACGAGUGCAGCUCAUCGACUGGCACGCGACCUUCGCCGCGCUCGGCGGGCACGUCGACAUCAGCACGUCUGAGGAGGUGGUGAAUGCCGGCCUCGACGUGUGGGCCGCGAUCACGAACAACUCUGCGUCGCCGAGGACCGAGAUGAUUGUCGCUAAAGACUUCUACACCCGGCAAGCCGGCGUCGCCUUCUGGCAAGGGCCGUGGAAGCUGAUGGUCGGCGUCGCGUACGGGCCCGACCCCAACUUGAAUUGCGACGGGGGUGCUUACGGGCCGGCAUGUGAGGUUCCUGGCGACAGCGUACUACAGCAUUUGGGCCAUUCGUUUCCAGUACGCUCGGGUGAUAACGACGCCUAUCUGCAGGUGCAGAGCUACGAUGUGUACGUCGGCCCAACGUGUAAUUGCUUGGAGGGCUUCUUUCCGAAAGGUCCAUUCGGUUCGGGCUACUCCCUCUACAACAUCGACAACGACCCGGAAGAACAGGACAACCGGACGUCCGACUUCCCCGAGCUGGUGGCGAACCUCUCCAGCCGGCUCGACGUGCUCUGGGACUCGGGCGUCCGUUCGGCUCCCGACCCAAACGACGAUUGCGACGCCAGCCAAGCGGGAGUGGGGGUCACCGGUCGGCGGCUGGAGGAGACGUGCCCCGACUACCCUCAAGGCGUGGACACCUGCACCCUCCAGCUGCUCGGGGGAAGCUGCUCGGGGGACCCGCUCCUGCCGACCCGCUGCGUGCAAGAGGCCGGCUGGUGCACCUCCCCCGUCUGCGAGUCCGCCCCGAACGUGACGGUGUGGCCGUCGCUGCCGCCGCCGCCGCUUUCGCCGCCGUCGGACCCCCCCUCGCCGCCGCCGCCGUCCGCCCCGCCCUCGCCGCCGCCGCCGUCCGCCUCGCCCUCGCCGCCGCCGCUUUCACCGCCGUCGGUAUCGCCGUCGCCUCCACCCCCGUCAGCCCCACCGCCCUCGCCGCCGCCUCCUUCCACCUCGCCCUCUCCGCCACCUCCCUCGCUUUCGCCCUCGCCGCCGCCACCGCCUCCGAGCGCAUCACCGUCACCACCGCCGCCGAGCGCAUCACCGUCACCACCGCCGCCGAGCGCAUCACCGUCACCACCGCCGCCGAGCGCAUCACCGUCACCGCCGCCGCCAUCGCCGCCGCCACCGCCCGCGCCUCCGUCGCCGCCACCAGCAGCGCAGCUGCUCGACCUUCGCACGGCCACCACGUACCAGGACUCGAGCCUUUUCGACAAGCAGGCGCCCGUGAGCGACCUGUCAUACGCCGACAGCACGACGGGACGGCCGUGGGCCGAGUGCGGCCAAUACACAAGCCAAUGGUGGGGCGUCGACCUCGGGAGCGAGGUGUAUGUGCGCUACGUGCGGCUGCAGAACCGCAACGACUGCUGCGCGGAGCGGCUGACGGACGUCGACAUCUAUCUCGGCUCGACGGCGGAGACGUACACGGGCAACGCGCUGGUGAAGUCAGACGUGAGCGUGUCAUCGAACGUCAUGUUGGAGGUGGAGAUCAACGCGUUGGGGCGCUACAUCUACCUCAACCGGCCGUCUGCGGCGGGGCUGACGGUGUGCAAGUUCUACGUCUUCGCUUCGCCCGCGCCGCCGCCGUCACCAUCACCGCCUCCCCCGCCGCCGUCGCCACCAUCGCCGCCGUCGCCGCCGCCGCCUGACGUGCAGCUGCUCGACCUCAGCGCCGCCACCACGUACCAGGACUCGAGCUUGUUCGACAAGCAGGCGCCCGUGAGCGACCUGUCAUACGCCGACAGCACGACGGGACGGCCGUGGGCCGAGUGCGGCCACUACACAAGCCAAUGGUGGGGCGUCGACCUCGGGAGCGAGGUGUAUGUGCGCUACGUGCGGCUGCAGAACCGCAACGACUGCUGCGCGGAGCGGCUGACGGACGUCGACAUCUAUCUCGGCUCGACGGCGGAGACGUACACGGGCAACGCGCUGGUGAAGUCGGACGUGAGCGUGUUGUCGAACGUGAUGUUGGAGGUGGAGAUCAACGCGUUGGGGCGCUACAUCUACCUCAACCGGCCGUCUGCGGCGGGGCUGACGGUGUGCAAGUUCUACGUCUUCGCCUCAGCCGCACCGCCUGGGCCGCCGUCGCCGCCGCCACCGCCGCCUGCACCGUCACCGUCGCCGCCGUCGCCGCCGCCGCCUGAGGUGCAGCUGCUCGACCUCAGCGCCGCCACCACUUACCAGGACUCGAGCAUCUACGACAAGCAGGCGCCCGUGAGCGACCUGUCAUACGCCGACAGCACGACGGGACGGCCGUGGGCCGAGUGCGGCCACUACACACCCCAAUGGUGGGGCGUCGACCUCGGGAGCGAGGUGUAUGUGCGCUACGUGCGGCUGCAGAACCGCAACGACUGCUGCCCACAGCGUCUGACCGGCAUUGACAUCUAUCUCGGCACGACGGCAGAGACGUACACGGGCAACGCGCUGGUGAAGUCGGACGUGAGCGUGUCAUCGAACGUGAUGUUGGAGGUGGAGAUCAACGCGUUGGGGCGCUACAUCUACCUCAACCGGCCGUCUGCGGCGGGGCUGACGGUGUGCAAGUUCUACGUCUUCGCAGGAAAUCGCAAUGGUCCACCUCCUUCCGCGUCGCCGUCGCCACCGCCGCCAUCCACCCCGGGAGCUUCCUGCAAGGCGGGGCUCUGCACUGUCAACAUCUUCGAGACGUGCUUCUACGACCCGGGCUGCGCGGCCGGGGGGCUGGGUUGCAACGCGGGCGGCAAGACACUCUGCCGCUUUUGCGAGUUUGGGCCCUACAAGGCGAUCGAGUUCGAGCCCCAGCCAAAGGUGAUCAGCCGCAUUGCCUUCCAGUCCCUCCUCUGCCACGAGUGGAAGGGGCUCGCCUAUGGCCGAGACAUAGACGAUGCGUACCUCCCAGACCUCGCCGAGAUCCACGCGCUCAGUCUAUGUUUGCGGAGCCUUGAGCACAACAUCGUUGAGCGACUGGCGCGGCAGAAGCACUUGCCGAGCCACACCGGCCAGCAGAAGAAGGCUUUGACGCACCAGAGGCCGACCCGCACAAAGGUGAGGCAGAGCAUCACGAGCUCGAAGGCCAGCGAGUUGACGAGAAUCAUCGUCGUUUGCGCGCGCCUGCGUGCGAGGUGGAUCGGGGUGUGCAUCCCGGGUUAG
Molecule: messenger RNA, 6039 nt
Organism: Emiliania huxleyi CCMP1516
Lineage: Eukaryota; Haptophyta; Isochrysidales; Noelaerhabdaceae
Exons: 5
Coding region: 1-6039 (2012 amino acids)
Molecular function (GO): aryl sulfotransferase activity
Source: RefSeq, a predicted model, not a curated record